Molecule: messenger RNA, 1675 nt
Organism: Sitophilus oryzae (rice weevil)
Lineage: Eukaryota; Metazoa; Arthropoda; Insecta; Coleoptera; Curculionidae
Product: putative fatty acyl-CoA reductase CG5065
Exons: 9
Coding region: 36-1601 (521 amino acids)
Biological process (GO): long-chain fatty-acyl-CoA metabolic process
Cellular component (GO): peroxisome
Molecular function (GO): alcohol-forming very long-chain fatty acyl-CoA reductase (NADP+) activity
Source: RefSeq, a predicted model, not a curated record
GGAUAAAAACUUCAUUAUUGAUUAAUUUUGCAAGAAUGGAUAAUGUUUCAAACAUACCCGGUUGGUAUGCUGGUCAAAGCAUCUUUGUUACUGGAGCCACGGGUUUUAUGGGUAAAAUCCUAGUGGAAAAGUUGCUGAGGUGUUGUCCUGACAUAUCCACCAUAUACAUCCUGAUCAGGAACAAAAAAGGACGUGACGCUAUGGAUCGCUUGGAUGAUUUCCUAAAUUGUCCGGUUUUCGAUAAAAUUCGCGACCAAUCCAACGGCGAAAAGCUGCUGAACAAGCUGCAGUGCGUUAGCGGCGACGUAACCUACCCUAAUCUGAAUAUUUCCGAGCAAGAUCUCGGCCUCUUGAAGGAGAACGUCACCGUCGUGUUCCAUAUGGCCGCCAAUGUCAGAUUCGACCAGCCGUUAAAGAAUGCCGUACUAUUAAAUACCGGUGGUACUUUGAACGUAUUAGAUUUGGUGUGUACCUUUAAAAAACUAAAAGUAUUUCUUCAUGUUUCUACCUCUUAUUGUCACUGCGAUGAGACCAAAUUAGAGGAAAAACUUUAUCCAUCACCUCACAAUCCAAGACAUAUUUUGGAACUGGUAAAAUGGAUGGAUGCAGAUUUGCUAAGAAUACUCACCCCAAAAUUGUUAAAGAAUUCACCCAAUACAUAUGCAUAUACAAAGUGUUUGACGGAACAACUGGUAUCAGAAUAUGCAGUAAAAUUUCCCAUAUCUAUUUGCAGACCAUCAAUAGUUACAGCGGCAUGGAAAGAGCCACUUCCCGGCUGGGUGGAUAACCUAAACGGACCAACGGGCAUUCUGAUUGGUGCGGGCAAAGGUGUCAUUAGAACGAUGCACUGCAAUCCGGAUUUCAUUGCCGACAUAGUACCGGUGGACAUAAGCGUGAACGCCUUGAUCAUGAUCGCCUGGAAAACGGCAAUCCAACCGAAAGUUAACGAAGCUGAUGUGUAUAAUAUCACAGUAAAUCAGAAAUAUGCGUUGAAUUGGGGCGAAGCUUUAGCAAUGGGCAGGAAACAUUUUUACCAGUACCCAUUCAGUGUGUGUCUUUGGUACCCAGGAGGAAAUAUUAAGACUACGUACGCUGCCCACGCUGUUUCGGCAUUUUUUCUGCACACUGUACCAGCCUAUAUAGUCGAUUUUUUCAUGUACUUAACAAAUAAUAAACCUUUCUUGGUCCGUACCCAACAACGAAUACACAACGGCUUGAACGUGCUUCAGUACUACACCACGAGACCCUGGUACUUCCACAAUGAAAAACUAGAAAAAUUACACGAGGACUUGAGCGAUAAAGAUCAGGCUAUAUUUUACGUGGAUAAAGGCCAAAUUAUGAACGACGAAUACAUGGUCAGUUAUAUUUUGGGAGCCAGGAAGUACUGUGUACACGAAGAACCAGAAACUAUACCAUAUGCAAGAAAAGUAUUGAAAAGGUUGUACUAUUUAGAUGUCCUGAAAAAUAUAAUCCUGUGCUGUUUAGUUAUAUACACAUUCUACAUAUUGUUCAGCAGUGUAUUAGGGAAAAAUAAAUCGUUGCCUUCAUCAAAUAUUACUAUUGACAGGACUUUAAAAUCGUUCGUAAGAAACGAACCAUAAAAUUAUAAAUUAUAAUUAUUAAUUAUAAUGUGUGUAUAAAUAAGUGCAUUUAUUUAUAUUUAUGUUUAUUUAAA